Messenger RNA from Microthlaspi erraticum, 1656 nucleotides. The record is from the annotation of a GenBank genome assembly. NCBI's taxonomy places the organism in Eukaryota, Viridiplantae, Streptophyta, Magnoliopsida, Brassicales, Brassicaceae.
AUGCAGGAUAAGAAGCCAAUUGCUUUCUUUAGUGAAAAGCUUGGAGGAGCCACUCUCAACUAUCCAACCUAUGACAAAACUCUAUGCCUUGGCAACAUUGGCAACACUACUCUGGCCAAAGGAGUUUGUCAUCCACAGACCAUGAAUCUCUCAAACAUCUCAAGGGCCAAAAAGCUCAACAAAAGGCAUGCCAGGUGGGUUGAAUUCAUUGAGACAUUCCCAUAUGUCAUCAAGUACAAAAAAGGUAAGGACAAUGUUGUAGCCGACGCAUUGUCCAGGAGGUACACUCUUCUCUCAACUCUUGAUGCUAAACUCUUGGGCUUUGAACAGAUAAAAGACUUGUAUGAUUCUGAUUCUGAUUUUGCUGAGAUUUACAAGUCUUGUUCUAAAUUUGCUUUUGGCCGAUACUUUAGACAAGAUGGGUUUCUCUUCUAUGAGAACCGCCUUUGUGUGCCUAAUUGUUCUUUGAGGGACUUGUUUGUCAGGGAGGCACAUGGAGGAGGCUUGAUGGGACACUUUGGUGUGGCCAAAACACUUCAAGUCAUGAGGGAUCAUUUUCAUUGGCCGCACAUGAUCAGAGAUGUGGAGAGGAUUUGUUCUAGAUGUGCAACUUGUAAACAAUCCAAAUCUAAGGUUCAACCUCACGGUUUGUACACUCCUCUCCCUAUUCCAUCUCAUCCCUGGACUGAUAUAUCCAUGGAUUUUGUGCUUGGAUUGCCUAGGACUAGAACUGGAAAAGAUUCUAUCUUUGUGAUAGUUGAUAGGUUCUCAAAAAUGGCUCAUUUUGUGGCAUGUCGUAAAACUGAUGAUGCAUCUCAUGUAGCUGCUCUGUUCUUUAAAGAGAUUGUUAGAUUGCAUGGCAUGCCGCGCACCAUUUUCUCUGAUCGUGAUACAAAGUUCCUGAGUUAUUUUUGGAAAACUUUGUGGUCUAAGUUGGGUACUAAGCUUUUAUUUUCUACUACUUGUCACCCUCAAACUGAUGGCCAAACUGAAGUUGUUAAUAGGACUCUUGGAACUUUGUUGCGCGCCUUGAUUAAAAAGAAUCUUAAAAGCUGGGAUGAUUGUUUGCCACAUAUUGAGUUUGCAUAUAACCAUGCUGUGCAUUCUGCUUCUAAGUUUUCUCCAUUUGAAAUUGUUUAUGGGUUUAAGCCCAUCUCUCCUUUGGAUUUGAUGCCUUUGCCUUUGAGUGAAAGAUUAAGCACAGAUGGAAAGCAUAAGGCAGAGACAGUCAAGAGGAUCCAUGAGCAAGCUAGAAGGAACAUUGAGGCCAAAACCAAGCAGUAUGCUCAACAUGCCAACAAGGGCCGAAAGAAAUGGUCUUUGAAGUGGGAGACAAGGUUUGGAUCCAUCUGCGCAAAGAGAGAUGAACCAGAUUUGAGGACAAAUCCUUUUCAAGAGGGAGGGGAUGAUAUGAUCAUGGAGGAGGUUGCUGGGAACUUGGACCAGGAAGCAGCUGGAGAGCUUGUAGCAGAGGAGGAGCAGCUUGAACCUGAGGAAGCUUUGGAAGCCUUGGCCUUACCAACUGGUCCCAUCACAAGGUCCCAGACUAAGAUGCUCAACCAAGACAUUGGAAGAGUACUUAGCCGUUUGAGUCGGCAUGAUCAGGAGCUUAAACAUUCCACUUUGGUUUGUUUGAGAGCCCAACACUUGGGAUAA